UUGGUUUUAUUAUCUUUUGGAAGUGUUUUUUUUGGAUUGUUUCAGAUAAAACAUUUCGAAAAAGUUCUUUUUUCAUUGGAACAGUGUGAUAUAUCUAUGGGAAUUUUGGCUUCUCAGUAUAUACUACUUUUAUGGAUGAUAAUUUUAUGCAAUAAUCCGUUCGAUUUAAACAAGUUUGGAAUGAAGAAAGGAAGAACGGUGGUGGAAAGAAUAAUUGCUACCACACUGCCAUUUUUAUAUUCAAGCUCUGAGAAGUUUCAGCGUGUUGCUGCUUUGCUACUUUCUUUAGUCGCAACUCGUGAAGAUGCAUGUAGAGAACAUUUAAAGAAAUUAGUUGACCGGUGUGUUUCGACUAUUGAAAUGUGCGGAGAUAAGUGGUCUGGUGAUAAUAAACUUGUUGGGAGUUUAUGUUUGCUUGCAUCAAUUUUAAAAAAGGGAAAGCGCGAAGAUUUAUCAGUCAUAGCUCGUUCUGUGUCGAAAAUUAUGCAUCAUUUUAGUGAUCUGGGGAAUACAGAUUUUACUGUGAAGAAGUUCGCUGUUAAAGUUGCUCAAAGAUUAGGAAUGGUAUUUUUGAAACCAAAAAUUGCAAAGUGGCGAUAUGAUCGUGGUAAUCGUUGCUUAGAUUUCAUGAAUGCUUGUUCCAACAAACGGCAGGAAUCAAUUUUUUUAGAAUCAGAAGAUUUUUCUGACGAAGUUUAUGAAGUCCCACAUGGAGAAUUGGAAGCAGUUUUGGACACAAUUUUAAGAGCCUUACGCGAUCGAUAUACUGAUAUACGUUGGACCGGUGCGAAAGGCGUUGGACGUAUUGUAUCCCGAUUGCGAAAAAGUCAUGCAAACGAUGUACUUUCAAAUAUCUUCAAAUUUAAUUUUGAUUCGCUCGCAGGUAAUGCUGCAUGGCAUGGUGGAUGCUUAGCUGUAGCUGAACUUGCAAGACGUGGUUUUCUACCGCUAGAAAAACUUCCUGAUGUUUUGGGAAUUGUCAAAAAUGCAUUAGUGUUUGAAGAACCACAAGGACAUCAUGCUUUAGGUGCUAAUGUGCGAGAUGCUGCAUGUUUUAUAUGUUGGUCAUUAGCUCGUGCUUUUCGGCCUUUAGAUUUGAAGAUUUACAUAGAGCAAAUCGCUUCAAGUCUAGUAUGUGCUGCUUUAUUUGACCGAGAAAUUAAUGUAAGGAGAGCAGCUAGCGCAGCGUUUCAGGAACAUGUUGGUAGACAAGGAGGAUUUCCCAACGGAGUUGAUGUGCUCACAAAUAUUGAUUAUUUUGCUGUUGGGCAGCGUUCUAAAGCUUAUUUGGAAAUUUCAUGUCGGAUAGCAAAAUAUCCAUUGUACACACAAGCGAUUAUUGAACACCUCACGUUUCAUAAGAUAACACAUUGGGAUGAAGAAAUUCGCAUUUUAGCUGCUGAAGCUCUUCAUCGGCUUUGUGCUUCAAAUCCAUCGUUUGUUUCUACUCAUAUCGUUAAAAAUUUGAUGCCGUUGAUCAGUAACGACUCUCUUAUUAUUCAACAAGGAGGAAUUGUUGCACUAGCAUCUGUUUUAUCGGGGUUAAAAGAAUGUAAAUGCAUUUUGGGAAAAGAUAUAUAUGAGACUGCUGCAAAAAUACCUAAUUUAAUUUAUCCCAUCUGUGAAAAAAGAGUUCGCUCAUUAGGAUCUAGACUAAUGCGACGCGCGAUGAAUGUUUUUAUCAAAUUAUUGUCAUCUGUGAUACCCAGAGAACUUGUCGUGAUUGAUGAUUGGCUUCGUUGCCUAGAACUUAAUUUUUGUGAUGAGCAUGAAGAUAUUAGAAAAGGUGCUUGUCAGGCGGGAUCAGCUUUUUUUAAAGUUUGUACUGACAACUCUUCUGCCAAUCUGCUGAUGCUUCGCAUCCGUCAAGUUUACUUACCUCAGAUCACUGUUACCAAUGUAGAAUCAACUAGGGAAGGGAUAGCAGCUCUCUUAAGUGUUCUUCCAAAUCAAAUAUUGUUGCUUACAACACAGUUUUGUCCUUUGGCAGUUGAAAUCAUUCGUACACUCAUCAUCAUAGUCAAUCAACGCUCUUCAUUAGACGUUACUUGGGCUUAUGGACGUCGUUCUUGUGUAGAAGCAAUAACUCAUAUUGUUGAAUCAGUUGGAUUUGAAUUGCUUGGCAACCCUAGUGAGGUUCUUGAUUGUCUCGUAAAUUCUUUGAACGAUUAUUCAAUGGACAAAAGAGGUGAUGUUGGCAGAGUUUUGCGUGAAGAAGCAAUGAAAGCUCUCGCAGUUGUUCUGCCAAUGAUGCAGAAAUAUUCUGUUGAUCAUGAUCGCAUUUCGGAAGCAAUAUGUAAAAUUAUCCAACAAUCUACUGAAAAAAUUGAUGCAACUCGUGAGUGCGCUGCUUUGGUGAUGAAAAAGCUUCUUCAGUCAAGCUUAAGAGAUAUUAAAGAAGAACAAAUUUUGAAAGAAACAUAUGUAGAUGGUAAUUCGGUGGUAGAGUGGAGAUUACCAUCUUGUUUCCAGCGAUUGGCUUUAUUAUUAAAAACUAACUGCUAUAGAUAUCAUGCCUUAAGAGGGUUUGUUAUAUCUGCUGGUGGCCUCACUGAAUCAACCGUCAGAGGUGCAUCGGAUGCAUUGCUUUCAGUGAUUUUUGAUAUUCGUCAUUCACAGCAGGAUAUAGAAAUAUUUUUGCAAUGUUUUGCAUCAAUUUUUAUUAAUAAUGCGGGUGUGGUACGCGUUAUCCAACCUCUGUUGCAUACACUGGAGCAAAUUUUGUCUGCGCAGCUUUUAGAAUGUUAUGAAGCAGAUCCAGAUUUAUCACCAUCUCUUCAAACAAUAGUAGAUCAUAUUGCAGUCGAAGCUCUAGGGAAAGGAGGAAUUCAGAAAGUCAGAUCAUGUAUUGCCGUUUCAUGUCAUUUCUUACAUUUCAACUCAGCAAGUCUCUUGUGGCGAAAAUCAGCAUUAUUAGUUGUACGCACUUUGAAAUCACGUUAUCCUACUCUUCGUCGAUACGCAGCGGAGCAGCUCUAUGAAUGUUUAGUGUCGGAAUGUGAUAUCAGUGAUGAAGCAGAAAAGGAUAAGCGCGAAAAACUACUUAAAUUACUUUCCGAAACAAAGUGGCAAAUAUGUGAUGAUCAGUACUUUGUAGAAGUUAGUAAUUUGGUCAGUGAUAUGCUUAGUAUAGCAGCUACCUGA
Messenger RNA from Thelazia callipaeda (thelaziosis nematode), 3144 nucleotides. Lineage: Eukaryota; Metazoa; Nematoda; Chromadorea; Rhabditida; Thelaziidae. The record is from the annotation of a GenBank genome assembly.